Messenger RNA from Echinococcus granulosus, 510 nucleotides. Its product is annotated as Mitogen-activated protein kinase scaffold protein. Gene Ontology annotation, cellular component: Ragulator complex. Bases 1 to 510 code for a protein of 169 amino acids. Gene Ontology annotation, biological process: positive regulation of TOR signaling; cellular response to amino acid stimulus. NCBI's taxonomy places the organism in Eukaryota, Metazoa, Platyhelminthes, Cestoda, Cyclophyllidea, Taeniidae. The record is from RefSeq and is a predicted model, not a curated record. The transcript has 5 exons.
AUGCGUCAGGGGGUUUGGUAUAUUCCUUACUUAAUGAUCUCUAGUCAAUUAACGAAUAUCUUCGCGGCUACCUUUCACCGUAAUGCAGUUGACGGAAUCGUCGGCAUUUACGUUUCUGACAAGGAUGGGGCUCGAAUGGUUGGAGUCUCUAUUGAGGAUGCUCCCGAACAAGCUUUUAUGACUUAUGUGGUUACAUCCUUCAUCGCAUCAGUUCAACAGCUUCCUAAACUUGGCUUUGGUGAGGUUCAACAUAUGAUAACAAAAUACCAAAAUAUGACAAUAUGUCAGUUUGUCUACGCUCCCAAUGAAUCAACCCCUCCAGUUUACCUAACCGCCGUGGGAACGAACGCUUGCGAUCUUGGAGCGCUGACUUCCCUUGAGGUGCCGCUUCGACCAUUACUUGGGGUUCUUGCAUCGAGGGCAGCGGAACGCUUUGAACAGGAGGCUAUGUUGACCCGCACUGAUGCUGGUGGUCACUUCUAUCGUAUUCUUCGCACCGAUGCCACUUGA